Molecule: messenger RNA, 3333 nt
Organism: Rattus rattus (black rat)
Lineage: Eukaryota; Metazoa; Chordata; Mammalia; Rodentia; Muridae
Gene: Dnaja4
Product: DnaJ heat shock protein family (Hsp40) member A4
Exons: 8
Coding region: 77-1744 (555 amino acids)
Biological process (GO): response to heat; protein refolding
Cellular component (GO): cytosol; cytoplasm
Molecular function (GO): ATP binding; Hsp70 protein binding
Source: RefSeq, a predicted model, not a curated record
CCGGCGUCCAAACUAAGGCCACCUGAAGGCCGCCGUUCACAUCUUCAAAGGCUACGGGGGUCACCCAGCCUUCAAGAUGCCUAGGGGGAACCAGCAACCACAGGAUCUCGACACCACCGCAGAAGGCAGCCAUCCACUCCAACACCCUCAAAAAUGCAACAAUCCGAGGCAGACCCCAGAGCACACCCCCGCAGUGACCGAACAGAAGGCGGCCACACCCCGAGGCAGAGGCCGGGUGGGGCCAGCACGCACGCUGCCCUUCCAGUCCAAGCUCUCCUCCGCCCAGGGUUCGCGCGCACGAGGCCCUCCUGCAAGCCAGCGGAUCUCAGAGCGGCCUAACCCCGGGGACCCACGCAAGGGCAAGGGACCAGCUUCAGGGCGGCGUGACAGCCGGCAGCGGCCAACCUCCACCACGAAGCCCGAAUCCUCCACGCCGAAACCCCCCGCCACCGACCAUCCCAACAUGGCCCGUGGCGGUAAUCAGAACUGGAGCUCCGGGGAGUCGGACGGCCAGCCAGAGGAGCAGACUGCCGAGGAGAACGGAGACAAGAUGGUGAAGGAGACCCAGUACUAUGACAUCCUGGGGGUGAAGCCCAGCGCGUCCCCGGAGGAGAUCAAGAAGGCCUAUCGGAAGCUGGCGCUCAAGUACCACCCAGACAAGAACCCGGAUGAGGGCGAAAAGUUUAAACUUAUAUCCCAGGCAUAUGAAGUACUUUCAGAUCCAAAGAAAAGAGACAUCUAUGACCAAGGUGGAGAACAGGCAAUUAAAGAAGGGGGAUCGGGUAGCCCCAGCUUCUCUUCACCCAUGGAUAUCUUUGACAUGUUUUUUGGUGGUGGAGGGCGGAUGACUAGAGAGAGAAGAGGCAAGAAUGUUGUACACCAGCUGUCAGUAACUCUGGAAGACUUAUAUAAUGGAAUCACUAAGAAACUGGCCCUCCAGAAAAAUAUAAUUUGUGAGAAAUGUGAAGGCAUUGGUGGGAAGAAGGGAUCCGCGGAGAAGUGCCCUCUGUGCAAGGGGCGGGGGAUGCAGAUCCAUAUCCAGCAGAUCGGGCCGGGCAUGGUGCAGCAGAUCCAGACUGUGUGCAUCGAGUGCAAGGGCCAGGGGGAGCGCAUCAACCCCAAGGACCGCUGCGAGGACUGCAGCGGCGCCAAGGUUACCCGAGAGAAGAAGAUUAUCGAGGUACACGUGGAUAAAGGUAUGAAGGAUGGGCAAAAGAUACUGUUUCAUGGAGAAGGAGAUCAGGAGCCUGAGCUGGAACCUGGUGAUGUCAUAAUUGUGCUUGAUCAGAAGGAUCAUAGUGUCUUUCAGAGACGAGGCCAUGAUUUGAUCAUGAAAAUGAAAAUUCAGCUCUCUGAAGCUCUUUGUGGCUUCAAGAAGACAAUAAAAACGCUGGAUGAUCGAGUCCUCAUCAUUUCAUCUAAGUCAGGUGAGGUGAUAAAGCAUGGAGACCUCAAGUGUGUCCGCAAUGAGGGGAUGCCCAUCUACAAAGCCCCCCUGGAGAAGGGGAUGCUUAUCAUACAGUUCUUAGUAGUCUUCCCUGAAAAACAGUGGCUUUCUCUGGAGAAGCUUCCUCAGCUGGAGGCUCUGCUUCCCCCUCGGCAGAAGGUGAGGAUCACAGAUGAUAUGGAUCAGGUGGAGCUGAAGGAGUUCAACCCCAACGAGCAGAGCUGGCGCCAGCACAGGGAGGCCUAUGAGGAGGACGACGAUGGGCCCCGCGCUGGCGUGCAGUGCCAGACGGCAUGAUGGUGCGGUGUGGCAUGGCCUGGUUGGACUAGCACAUGAUGAAUGUAAACUUGGCACAAUGAAAAUGGCAUCGCUUUAAUAGCCUCAUGUUUGGGGUGUCCUGUGUAUGUGUUCAGCAGUCUUCACCGCGAGUAUCUUUUGGGUGUUGUCUCUCUUUAGUUGUAAUUUAAGUUAUAGCUUGAUUCAUAUUUAAAUGUUUUAAGUUCAAUGCCCUCCUGUCUGAAUAUGGAAUCUGCUCAUUUGUACUUUCAGGACAUAUUUUGGAGAUGCCAGUACCACACUAACUUUUUGUGCUUCUUAGUGGCUUUGCCAUGGUUCGUUCCCACAGUAGGCCCAGAGAGCCAACACUUGGCCCCUAACAAAGGCCUAGAAGGUGGGUGUCUGGCCACCUUCUCUAAUCUGUUCCCCUCCCCCUCCUCCCUUGGCAGAGUCACCGAGGGUAUGAGCUCAGGUCUGCUAGUAACAGUUCUGAAUCCAGACUCUGGAACUCUUAGGUAGUAAAAGCACAUGUGGCUUGCAGUAGGCCUGGCAUGCCUGGUUAUACUGAGUAGGCUGGACUCACGCUGCAGUCAGUCUCGGGCCUACUGUUCUUUCCCCUUGACUGGUUAGAAAGGGGUUUGUUUGAACAUCUCUCUUGGAAGUGUCUGAACUUCCCAAGCCUUGUGAUGACAAGCCCAUUUUAAAUGAUAAGCCAAUAAAGCCAUUUGCCUGUGACCCCGUACCUUGUUCUUUGUGGUCUUAAUGAUUAUCUGUUGACGACCUUUGCAGUGUUGUCCCACCAAAGUGCUUUCCCUGGCCUCUGUGCAGCUGCAGAACCAACCAAAGGGGAGUGCUGGUGGCUUAGCUCCCAGCACAGCCAGCUUAAUGUCUUAAAGGUGUGCAAUGGCACAGACCCCUCAGUAUUACCACCUUGUUCUCUAGACAACUCUUCCCUAAAGGCCCGUUCUUCUCACUGUACAGCCAUACUGCAAAGGGCUUUCUGCUUGUGAUGUGUGGUGAGAACUGACCCAACCAGGUUCUAGCUAGCUGGCAUCAACAUGACUAUGAUAGCUGCUUGGGACGGGUCCUAGUUACUAUAUUUCUGGCAAGUAGAUUGCACUUUAAAUGAAGGCUACCUCAGCCUCUAGCCUUUACUACUCCCUUCUUUUCUACAAAUGAAGUUAAAUACUCUGCUUCUUAAGCUGCCAGGGUAACCUGUCAGAUCCACCGUUACUUGGUUUUUAUGGUACCAGAGAGUUUGACACAGACCAGGACCCUCCCCUAGGGGAGUCAACGUGCAGAUGAGACUCAUGGCCAGUCGGGUAAGUCAGCUAGCAGACAUUGCUGACUGGUCAAACAGCUUUCUCAAAGUGCAGUGCUCACUUUGAACACAGGCCAUGGUAAGACUUAAAACUGCUUCCUCCAGUUAGUAAGCGGACCACAAGUCCAGGGUGGCGUUUCUGUGCUGUGACAAAUCAAUCACUGCUGGAGAGCUGUCAGCUUGUAGUGGGACAACUAGGUCAGCUCCUUGUUAUGAAUCUGCAGGGCGUUGCUUAACUUUCCCACCUGUACAUUUUUCACUUUAAAAUUAAAAUUGAGCUGGUAUGAGA